Molecule: messenger RNA, 1962 nt
Organism: Phycomyces blakesleeanus NRRL 1555(-)
Lineage: Eukaryota; Fungi; Mucoromycota; Mucoromycetes; Mucorales; Phycomycetaceae
Exons: 6
Coding region: 1-1962 (653 amino acids)
Source: RefSeq, a predicted model, not a curated record
AUGACUUCAAAUUCAAUCCUUGAUAGUUACCAAUACAAUCAAUGCAAAGAGCGCCACACCAAUUUAAAAAAAGCCAAGAGUUGUAGAGCUCAAUGCUUUAAGAACUGUCAUAGAAAACAUAAUGAUAUCCAAACAUCACAGACCACGCCUGUUCCUGGACAAGUCAGUGUUGUUUUUAACACUGUCUCGAACAACACUAUUGACAGAGAGCGUGCUGAUGCAAUCGAAGAUCAGAUCAUGGAUACAUUCAACAGCAAAGAUAACAAUGAUUUAAUUAUGAAUAUCUUCAGUAAUGAUGAUAAUGAUGAGUCUAUAUAUGAUGCAGAACUUGGCAACAACAUGGAUAUCAUUGAAAACAAAACAUGUCCUUUGGUUUUUGACUUCAGUCAGCCUGCACCUACCUCUGACAAAGACGAUGCAAAGAACCUUGAGUUUCUCAAGAUCAUUAAGGAUUUUGAUAUCUCCUGCAAUGCCCAUGAAAUGAUAGUCAAGCAUUUCAACAGCAUUUUGGAAACGUCGACUUGUAUUACAUACAGAGCAUAUACUCCUCAUCUCGGCAAAAAGCUUUUGAAGUGUUUCUCUGGUGUUGAAGAGACAGUUCAUGAUAUCUGUCAGAGGGGAUGUAUGCUCUUUACCAGUCCAUCCCAGAGUGAGUGCUCCAACUGUAGACAAAGUCGGUACAAAACAAGACGUGGAGAAACCAAGGGUGGUGAUCUGGUUCCUACUGCCAUGAUGAUACAGCUUCCAUUGGCAAGACAACUGGCUCUUGCGUUAGCCAAUGAGAAUAUAAGAGCAGAUAUGCAUUACCACCAUAAUCAUGAGUCGAGCUUGGAUGGAAGUAAAACCAAUGUGUUUGAUGGCCAGGUUUACCAGCAAGCAAAACAUCUGUUUUCCAGAAAAGAUGACAUUGCAAUUUCGUUGGCUGUUGAUAGAUUCACGCCACACAAUGUUCCUGGUUCUGUAACGAUCCUUCAUGCCACCAUUCUUAAUCUGAAUCCCAUGGUUCAGUAUGAGAGAAGCAGAAUGCUCCAGAUCGCAAUGAUUCCAGGUCCAGGCGCACCUGCCAAUUUCUGGUUGUUCAUGGAAUCAACGAUGAAAGAGCUCCUGGUGUUGGAGAGCAAAGGGAUGGUCAUCAAGACACCAAACGAGACCAUUCGUGCAAGCAAAGUUGGCAUGUCAUUCUGGACAUAUGAGCAAAGACGGUUGCCAUAUCUGUUAUGUUGUCAGCCAAUGUCCCAAGCACGGACAAUAUUUCAGAACUUUGCCCAGCACCAAUAUUUGUAUGCUGGAAAGUUUCCAGAAUUUUUCCCAGGCCAGUGUAUCCAGCCGCAAAGGGUUAAACAGACAAUCCCCCCAGCAACAUUGAAGGUAUUCUCUGGACCAUUGUUUUUUGUCCUCGAUGAGAUGUAUGGACUUUGCCAUGGAAUAAGCAAGCAGGUCUGGGGUUUGGUUUCUGGUACCUAUGGAACAGACCAUUGUUUUGCUCUUUCUUCUGGUGUUUGGAAGGAGAUUGGUACAGCAAUGGAUGUAUACAAGAACCCUGGGUCGUUCAAGGCUGUUGAUUGGGCAGACUUUCUUCUGUUCGUCGUCCCUACACUGGUGGCAGAGCGUAUUGGAGAUGCAACUGCUUGGAAUGCGUUACUUGGCUUGGUUCAAGCAUGUAACCUACUCAUGAGCUGGGAGUUAUUAGCAGAGAAACAAACCUCUAUCAAAAGGUAUAUUUUAAACAUGUACCUGAAAUUUCUGCUUACAAGUGGAAAAAUCAAAAUCAAUAUUUUCACUAUAAACCAGCAUCUUCUUCAGCACUAUCCUCUCAUAAUUGACGCAUAUGGCCCACCUCAUACAUAUAGCGCCAGAUCCAUGGAACGGGCAAUUGGUGAAUACUCAAGGGCUAUUAAGAGUAAUUCUGCUAUAAAUGUUAACACUGGCAAUAUCAUGCUUGGCUUAGCACAAAUACACUGA